AUGAUUCUGGAGCACCUUCCCGGAAAAACUUUGAUGAGGUUCUUGUCUGUUAAAAAGCAGUGGGCUGCGAUGAUAGAAAGCGAAAGUUUUAGGGAAACUUACAGAUCCGCUUCGGAGAAGAAACCGAAGAUACUCUUCUCAGCCAGAAUACAGGAAAAGCCCGAGUCUAAGAUAUUCACAUGCCACAG
Eruca vesicaria subsp. sativa (arugula) is the source of this 188-nucleotide messenger RNA. NCBI's taxonomy places the organism in Eukaryota, Viridiplantae, Streptophyta, Magnoliopsida, Brassicales, Brassicaceae. The record is from the annotation of a GenBank genome assembly.